Molecule: messenger RNA, 501 nt
Organism: Fusarium vanettenii 77-13-4
Lineage: Eukaryota; Fungi; Ascomycota; Sordariomycetes; Hypocreales; Nectriaceae
Exons: 3
Source: RefSeq, a predicted model, not a curated record
GUGCGGACCUACAACUGGCCGCCCAUCCAGCUCAACUUUUGGAUCUUUGUUAUUCUGCUCGCCUCGACGUCCAUCAUUGGCGUCUUUUCCAGCUUUAUCCAGAUCCAGGAGCAGCUCCUCCUCCCGAUUCCUUGGUACUUUCCCUACUUUAUCACCGUCGGCUCCCUCACCGUCAUCUUCAUCAUCGGCAUCUUCUGGCUCAUCGCUCAACGACGUCUACUCCCUGCGAUUGUCAUGAUCGGCGCCUUCAUGUUCUUUGUGCUAUGGCUCGUCGGACUCGUCAUUGUCGGAAUACAACUGUUUGGACCUAAUGGGUCGAUCCAGAGCGUUUGCGACGUGCAGGUCUUUGGGCGUAACCCAACAGGGCAGAGCGAACGAACCAUGGCGUGGCUGCAACAGCGAAACAUCUGUCAAUGUUGGCAGUUGGUUUUCGCCAUGUCGCUGACAGGUACCGUCUUUUUCAUCUGGGUCAUGAUCAUGGCCUACCAGGUGUUUGUCAAC